CUGCACAUUUCUUGUCAGCAUCUAAAGCAAAUCAUGAAGGACAUUGAACUUGAAGAGGAACAUUUAAAAGAGGCUGCUGCCAAACUGAAGGAUCACAAACGUAUGUUUGAAUGGGAAGUGUCUAAUCGACAAGACACCUUGCAAACAAUGACAUCAAAAGUGACAGCUUUAGAAGAACGUGCCUUAAAGCUUCAGCAGGAGGAGAGGUGCUCCUCAGCGCUGGAAGAGACACUCACUAACACCCGAUAUGAGCUGUCGGAGAAGGAGCAGCAGCUACGGGAAAAGACAACUCAGCUAUUGGCGCUGCAGAAAGAAAUGGAGAUCUAUAAAGCGGAUCUAAUUCGCUUACAAGAUGCGCUAACUUCAGAGAGAAAGAGAGAGGAAAAUAGGGUCACAAUGCUAAAGGAAGCCAUGAAAAGCCAGAGGAUGCAGUGUGAACAAGAGAUGGAGGAGAAAAAACACGAGAACAGCAGCUUGCGCAAACAUCUCCUGUCUGUAGAAAAAGCUGCAGAUGACAACCAUGAGCAGUCAAAGCGACUACUGACGGACCUGCAGCAGCUACAGGCGGAGCACACAGCCCUGAGGAACCAGCUUAAGAGUCAAGAGGAACUGGAUAAGCUACAGCGGGAGAUGAAUGAGGCAGUGAGAGCGAUAAAGGCUCAGGUGAAAAUGGAAAUGCAAAACAGCCUUACAGACUUCCGCUGUGUAGAUCCCCACAAACUUAUAGACAACGUGGAGGCGGUGCUGGAAGCAAAUGAAGGCCUCCAGUCUCAGCUUGAGAGUCUGAAAGAAAACUUUCCCUUUAGUGAAAAUGAUGCAUCAAUGUUGUCACUUAAAGGCAAACUGGUUAUACCCAAAUCACACACAAUGGAUGGACACUGGCGCAGUGAGGCACUACGUGAAAAACUGCGCCAACAUGAGGACAGACUGAAGGCUCAGCUCCACCAUUGCAUGUCUAAACAAGCUGAUGUGUUGAGCAGAGGAAGACAACAGACAGAGGGCAGCCUACACAGUCUGAAGAGACAAGUUGAUGCCUUGGAUGACCUAGUGAGCAGUACAUCGGCAGACUCUACGUUUCAUUUUCAUGGUUCACCAGGGAUAAUGAGCCAUGUGAUUAACGAUGAUCAUAAGCACCUAAAACAGGUGUCAGCCCUUAGAUAAGUCCCAAGGUCAUGGUGUCCUUUGGAUGUAGAUGUUUCAUAUGAAC
Messenger RNA from Bombina bombina (fire-bellied toad), 1207 nucleotides. Its product is annotated as centriolin. NCBI's taxonomy places the organism in Eukaryota, Metazoa, Chordata, Amphibia, Anura, Bombinatoridae. Bases 34 to 1161 code for a protein of 375 amino acids. The transcript has 7 exons. The record is from RefSeq and is a predicted model, not a curated record.